Candidula unifasciata is the source of this 338-nucleotide messenger RNA. Lineage: Eukaryota; Metazoa; Mollusca; Gastropoda; Stylommatophora; Geomitridae. The record is from the annotation of a GenBank genome assembly.
AACAAUGUGCGGAGUCCCAUCGAAUACCUGAGCCUUACGUUGGAAGAACUGUCGCACAUCCGGUCAGUGUUCACGAAAGCGGAACUGGAGUCUCUGGCCUGGAAUCCGGAGCUGUACCAGCAGGUGUUUAAGAGAAAGCUGUGUUUCACCUGCCGAACAACAAGAUUCACUCUGUUCGGAGAGUGGGGUACUCGAUGUAAGAUCUGCCAAAGAACGGUCUGUAGCAAAUGUAUCAGAAAGAUGAACGUUCCGACAGAUCACUUCAGAAACAUCCCCGUGUACUCAUUAAGUCCUUCUUUGUUGACAGGGGAGAUACAUGAUCUUGUUCAGAAAACCAG